Plectropomus leopardus (leopard coralgrouper) is the source of this 6174-nucleotide messenger RNA. NCBI's taxonomy places the organism in Eukaryota, Metazoa, Chordata, Actinopteri, Perciformes, Serranidae. The record is from RefSeq and is a predicted model, not a curated record.
GUCACAGACGCAGAGGAGAGGCGGGCGGAGGCAUGGACAGCCCUGCGCGGCUCUGCUCUCCUUUCACACAAACGUUAUCAAAGCGAGCGGAUACCGACUGACCUGCUGAAGACAUGAAGCUCAGCCCGGUUCUCCUGUAAGAAGAAGAGGAGCAGCAGGAGCAGGAGGAGCAGCAGGAGGAGCAGCAGGAGGCCUUUACAGUUUACUGGACUGAUGGCUCCAGAGUGACAUGCCAUGGCUUUGAUGAUCCCCCCGGUGAAGCUCAAAUGGCUGGAGCACCUCAACAGCUCAUGGAUCACGGAGGACAGCGAGUCGAUAGCCACGCGGGAGGGAGUGUCGGUGCUCUACUCGAAGCUGCUGGCCAACAAAGAGGCGGUGCUGCUGCCCCAGCAGGUGCUGUGUCUGAAGGGCCCUCAGCUCCCGGACUUUGAGCGCGAGUCCCUCUCCAGCGAUGAGCAGGAGCACUACCUGGACGCGCUCCUCAGCAGCCAGCUGGCUUUGGCCAAGAUGGUCUGCUCCGACUCUCCGUUCGCCGCCGCGCUGCGCAAACGUGUGCUGGUGCUCCAGCGCAUCUUCUACGCACUUUCCAACAAGUACCACGACAAGGGAAAGGUCAAGCAGCAGCAGCACUCCCCAGAGAACAACUCGGGCUCGGCCGACCUGCACUCUGUCAGCGAGCGGCCGCGCUCCAGCACCGACGCCCUCAUCGAGAUGGGCGUUCGUACGGGCCUCAGCCUUCUGUUCGCUCUGCUGCGGCAGAGCUGGAUGAUGCCUCCUCCACCCGGCCCUGGCGGAGGUCCCGGAGGAAACAUAAACUUGUGUAACGAUGUCAUUCACACAGCCAUCGAUGUGGUCAGCUCCCUGCCGCCGCUCUCUCUCGCCAACGAGAGCAAGAUCCCGCCGAUGGGCCUGGACUGCCUGUCCCAGGUCACCACCUUCCUGAAGGGGGUGACCAUGCCAAACUCCGGGGCGGAUAUUUUAGGGCGGCGGCUGGCCUCGGAGCUGCUGCUGGGGCUGGCCUCUCAGAGGGGCUCGCUGCGCUACCUGCUGGAGUGGAUCGAGAUGGCGUUGGCUGCAUCAGCCGUGGUCAGCGCCAUGGAGGACAACAAGGUGCUACAGAACCAGGAAGGGCUCAUCGGAUAUGACUGUUUCAUGAACAUCCUCAUGCAGAUGAGACGCUCUUUGGGCUCGUCAGCAGAUCGCAGCCAGUGGAGAGAACCAACACGGACCUCUGACGGCCUGUGCUCGUUGUAUGAGGCGGCACUUUGUCUUUUUGAAGAAGUAUGUCGAAUGGCAUCCGACUACUCUCGCACCUGCGUCAGCCCAGACAGCAUCCAGACCGGCGAGGCCCCCGUGGUGUCCGAGAGCUGUGAGGUUUACGUGUGGGGCAGCAACAGCAGCCACCAGCUCGUGGAGGGAACGCAGGAGAAGAUCCUGCAGCCCAAGCUGGCCGCCAGCUUCGCCGAUGCACAGACAAUUGAGGCGGGUCAGUACUGCACUUUCGUCAUCUCUUCUGAUGGCUCCGUUCGGGCGUGCGGGAAGGGCAGCUACGGCCGCCUGGGCCUCGGGGACUCGAACAACCAAUCAACGCUCAAGAAGCUGACCUUUGAGCCGCACCGUGCCAUCAAGAAGGUGUCGUCAUCCAAAGGCUCAGAUGGCCACACGCUGGCCUUCACCACGGAGGGCGAGGUGUUCAGCUGGGGGGACGGAGACUACGGCAAGCUGGGUCACGGGAACAGCUCGACGCAGAAGUACCCCAAACUGAUCCAGGGGCCGCUGCAGGGGAAGGUGGUGGUGUGUGUGUCUGCUGGCUACAGACACAGCGCUGCAGUCAGUGAGGACGGAGAGCUGUACACAUGGGGCGAAGGAGAUUUUGGAAGAUUAGGUCACGGAGACAGCAACAGCCGAAACAUUCCUACUCUGGUCAAAGACAUCAGCAACGUGGGAGAAGUGUCGUGUGGCAGCUCCCAUACUAUUGCACUGUCGAAGGAUGGACGCACGGUGUGGUCCUUCGGAGGAGGAGACAACGGAAAACUAGGUCAUGGUGAUACUAAUCGAGUCUACAAGCCAAAAGUGGUGGAGGCCCUGCAGGGGAUGUUCAUCAGGAAAGUUUGUGCGGGAAGCCAGUCGUCUCUCGCCUUAACCUCUACAGGGCAGGUGUAUGCGUGGGGCUGUGGUGCCUGCCUGGGAUGUGGCUCCUCUGAGGCCACAGCCCUCAGACCCAAACUCAUCGAGGAGCUGGCUACCACCAGGGUGGUGGACAUCUCCAUCGGGGACAGUCACUGCCUGGCCCUGUCACAUGACAACGAAGUGUACGCAUGGGGCAACAACUCCAUGGGUCAGUGCGGUCAGGGGAACUCCACAGGCCCGAUCACGAAGCCCAAGAAGGUCGUCGGCUUGGACGGAGUCGCUAUUCAGCAGAUCUCAGCCGGCACGUCCCACAGCCUGGCGUGGACGGCUCUGCCCAGAGACAGGCAAGUGGUGGCCUGGCACCGGCCCUACUGUGUCGACCUCGAGGAAAGCACCUUCUCCCACUUACGCUCCUUCCUCGAGCGCUACUGCGAUGGCAUCAACAGUGAAGUUCCUCCUCUCCCGUUCCCCUCGUCCAGGGAGCAUCAUAACUUCCUCAAGCUGUGCCUUCGGCUCUUGUCCAAUCAUCUGGCUCUGGCUCUGGCCGGGGGCGUGGCCACCAGUAUCUUAGGUCGGCAGGCCAGACCGCUGAGGAACCUGCUCUUCAGACUGAUGGACUCCUCGGUGCCGGACGAGAUUCAGGAGGCGGUGAUUGACACUCUGUCCGUGGGGGCGACCAUGCUGCUGCCUCCGCUGAGAGAGCGGAUGGAGCUCCUUCACUCGUUGCUGCCUCAGGGCCCAGACAGAUGGGAGAGUCUCUCCAAAGGACAGAGGAUGCAGCUGGACAUCAUCCUGACCAGUCUGCAGGACCACACCCACGUGGCCUCGCUCCUCGGUUACAGCUCUCCCGCCGACGGCCCCGAGGUCCUCUCCUCUGGCCCGGGCUUCACGGCGUCUCCCGACCCUACGUACAGCGCCACGGCGGGCCACCCCGACACCCACCUGGCUGAGAUCCUGAUGAAGACGCUGCUCAGGAACCUGGGCUUUUACACUGAUCAAGCAUUCGGUGAGCUGGAGAAGAACAGCGAUAAGUUGCAGCAGGGGACGUCGUCCUCCGACAGCAGCCAGCCGGCUCACCUGCACCAGCUGCUGUGCUCCCUGCAGAAGCAGCUGUUAGCUUACUGCCACAUCAACUCUGUCACUGAGAACUCCAGCAGCGUGGCGUUACUCCACAAGCAUCUGCAGCUCCUGCUGCCUCACGCCACAGACAUUUUCUCCCGCUCUGCGGCUCUGAUAAAAGAGAGUUCGUGGAACGGAAACAUACGAGAGAAGCUGCAAGAUGUGAUCUACGUGUCAGCGGCAGGCAGCAUGCUGUGCCAGAUAAUCAACUCGCUGCUGCUGCUCCCGGUGUCGGUGGCGAGGCCUCUGCUGAGCCACCUGCUAGACCUGCUGCCUCCUCUGGACCGCCUCAACAGGCUGCUGCCCGCCGCCGCCCCGCUGGAGGACCAGGAGCUGCAGUGGCCUCUCCAUGGUACCUCUGACUUUGCUGAGCCGGCCUCGGGGAUGUCCCUGCCGCAGCCGGCGCUCUCCUGGGUGUGGCUGGUGGAUCUGGAGAGGACAGUGGCCCUGCUGGUGGGCCGCUGCCUCGGGGGGAUGCUGCAGGGAGCGCCGACCUCGCUGGAGGAAAUGGACACGGCUUACUGGCUCAAAACGCCGCUCUUCAGCAACGGCCUGGAAAUGGACAUCCCACAGCUCGACACCUGCAUCAGCUCAUUACUGGAGGCAGCGCUGUCGGGGAAUGAAGAGCAGAAGCCUUUUGACUGCACGCUGCGUCCUGACUUGAGUGUCCUGGUGGAUUUGGCUCUGUGUUCCUCUAAAGAACCUGCAAACAGCCUCUGGAUCAACAUGCAGGACUACGCCAUCAGCAAAGACUGGGACAAUGCGUCUCUCAGUAAUGAGUCCCUGUUGGACACAGUGUCCAGGUUUGUGCUGGCAGCGUUACUGAAGCACACGGGGCUGCUGGGCCAGGCCUGCGGAGAGGGCAGAUACCAACCGUCGAAGUCGCUCGCAGAGGUCUAUCGCAGUGUUUACAAGGUACGAAACCGGCUGCUGGCCUGUAAGAACAUGGACUUCAUCCAGACCAGAUCUUCUUCCCGUGAAAGGAGGAUUUCAGACAAUCAGGACUCUCUGGACAUGGACCCUCAGGAACACUCGUUCACGCGCACCAUCGACGAGGAGGCGGAGCUGGAGGAGAGAGCCGACCGCGAGAGAGAGGAGGGCCACCAGGAGCAAGACGACGAAGAGGAGGACCGCGAACACGAAGUGAUGACGGCUGGAAAAAUCUUUCAAUGUUUCCUCUCAGCGCGGGAGGUCGCUCGCAGUCGGGACAGAGAGCGGGCCAGCAGCAGCACAGGACUGGGCUCCGGCUCCGUUUCCAGGAGUGGAGGAGGAGGAGGAGGAGGAGGAGGAGGAGGAGAGGAGGACACCGUCCUGUCUCAGGAGGGGAGGAGGGGCAGCACUGGUCUCCCCGAGGGUCAGGACCUGUACACGGCGGCCUGUAACUCUGUGAUCCACCGCUGCGCCCUGCUGCUGCUCGGCGUCAGCCCCGUGCUGGGCGAGCUGAGCAAGCAGAACCAGGAGGAAGGUCAGACGCAGUCGGCCGCGGGGACGCAGGAGUGUCUGAGCUUCAUGACCAGGAGUGAGAGUCUGAGUGCAGAGAGCCGCUCGGUGCAGAGCAGCCCCAGUUACAGACUGAUGAAGUCCAGGAGCGAGUCUGACCUCUCCCAGCCCGAGUCAGACGAGGAGGGAUACACUCUGAGUGGACGGAGAAACGUGGACCUGGACUUGGCGUUCUCCCACAAAAAGCGAGGCUUCCUCCACAGCUCUCCAGACUCCCUGGCUGAGUCCUGGUUCAGGGCCAAACUCAGCCGCCAGCGCAGCUACAGCUCGGCGCACUCGUACGAGGAGUCCGACCUGGACCUGAGCCGCUCGCUGGGAAUCCACGCUCUCAUUGACAACAUGGUCAGCUUCAUCAGCGGCGACGUGGGUCUGGCUCCGGCCUUCAAGGAGCCGGAGGAGAGCAUGUCCACCAGCCCACAGGCGACCAUCCUGGCCAUGGAGCAGCAGCAGAGCCGGGCCGAGCUGCGGUUGGAGGCGCUCCAUCAGAUCGUGGUGUUGAUCUCGGGCAUGGAGGAGAAGGGCAGCCAGCCCGGCGGCGCAGAUCGAUCCAGCGGUGCCUUCCAGUCCUCCUCGCUGCUCACCUCCGUCAGGCUGCAGUUCCUGGCAGGUUGCUUUGGCCUCGGCACCGUCGGCACCGGCGGGCUGAAGAGAGAGAGCGUGCAGCUGCAUCACUAUCAGGAUGGUGUCAAAGCAGCAAAGAGGAGCCUUCAGAUGGAAAUCCAGACAGCUGUUCAUAAGAUCUACCAGCAGCUGUCUGUCACACUGGAGAGGGCGCUGCAGGCAAACAAGCACCACAUCGAAGCCCAGCAGCGCCUCCUGCUGGUGACUGUGUUUGCACUGAGUGUUCGCUACCAGCCCGUGGACGUCUCUCUUGCCAUCUCCAGCGGGCUGCUCAACGUGCUGUCUCAGCUCUGCGGGACGGAGACGAUGCUGGGACAGCCGCUCCAGCUGCUGCAGAAACCCGGAGUGUCUCAGCUCAGCACCGCCCUCAAGGUGGCGUCCACCCGCCUGCUGCAGAUCCUCGCCAUCAGCACCGGGACGUACGCAGACAAGCUGAGUCCAAAGGUCGUCCAGUCGCUGCUGGACCUGCUCUGCAGUCAGCUGAAGAACCUGCUGUCUCAGGCUGGAGUCAGCCUCCUGUCCUCUGAAAAAGACCAAGAAGACAGCAAGCACGAGGACGGCGCAGACUCGGAGAAAAAAGACUUCAGAGCGCUGAUCCGUAAGCAGCACACCGCCGAGCUUCACCUCGGAGACUUCCUCGUCUUCCUCAGGAGAGUCGUGUCCUCUAAGGCCAUCCAGUCCAAGAUGGCGUCCCCGAAAUGGACCGAAGUUCUGCUCAACAUCGCGGCGCAGAAAUGCUGCUCAGGUACAACCAGCUCAUUUGACUCAACACAGAGAAAUAUACCGAAUAAAGAACAAUACUGA